Aedes aegypti (yellow fever mosquito) is the source of this 3268-nucleotide messenger RNA. Its product is annotated as 116 kDa U5 small nuclear ribonucleoprotein component. The transcript has 4 exons. Gene Ontology annotation, biological process: mRNA splicing, via spliceosome. Gene Ontology annotation, molecular function: GTP binding; translation elongation factor activity; GTPase activity. The record is from RefSeq and is a predicted model, not a curated record. Gene Ontology annotation, cellular component: cytosol; U2-type catalytic step 2 spliceosome; U4/U6 x U5 tri-snRNP complex. NCBI's taxonomy places the organism in Eukaryota, Metazoa, Arthropoda, Insecta, Diptera, Culicidae. The coding region runs from base 186 to 3110 and encodes 974 amino acids.
UCAACAGCUUGCCUUCUGUCAAAUGGACGAAACUCGGAGCGAAGGGAGCGAAGUUUGUGCGUGGUUUUACAAAUUUUACAAAGUUCUCUGAAUUUGUAGUGAAAUCCUUUAAGCAUUCAACGUUUAAGUAAAAUAUAUUUCAACUCCUAAUCACCAAAACAUCAGCAGAUUUAGAGGCGCCGAAAAUGGAUUCGGAUUUGUACGACGAGUUCGGAAACUACAUCGGACCGGAUCUGGAGAGUGACGAAGAUGACGAUCAGAGUCUGUACGGCCAACCGGACCAGCAGGACGAUCUGGACUUGGAUGACGGCAUGGAGGAAGAGGCGGAACAAAGCGAAGAUCCGGCCACUUCCCGGGCAGUUGUGCUCCACGAAGACAAACGGUACUAUCCCUCAGCCCUGGAAGUUUAUGGUGAAGAGGUGGAAACCAUAGUCCAGGAAGAAGACGCACAGCCACUGGAUAAACCGCUCAUUGAGCCGGUGAAGAAAGUGAAGUUUCAGAUCAAGGAACAAGAACUGCCAGAUACGACGUACAAUAUGGAGUUCUUGGCGGAUUUGAUGGACACGCCGACGCUGAUUCGGAAUGUGGCUCUGAUCGGCCAUCUGCACCAUGGAAAGACGACUUUCGUGGAUUGCUUGGUUCGUCAGACUCAUCCUCAGUUCCAGGACAUGGACGAACGCAAUCUGCGGUAUACGGAUACGUUGUUCACCGAGCAGGAACGGGGAGUGAGCAUUAAGGCCACUCCUAUCACGCUGGUUCUGCCGGAUGUGAAAAGCAAAAGCUUCUUAAUCAACGUGUUCGAUACGCCAGGGCAUGUGAACUUCUCGGAUGAGGUAACGGCGGCCAUGAGGCUUUGUGAUGGGGUGGUUCUCUUUGUGGACGCAGCCGAAGGAGUUUCGCUCAAUACGGAGCGAUUGCUGAAGCACGCCAUUCAGGAGAAGUUGGCCAUCACGGUUUGCAUCAAUAAGAUCGAUCGGUUGAUGCUGGAGUUGAAGUUGCCCCCUCAGGAUGCGUAUUUCAAACUGAAACAUAUCGUGGAGGAGAUCAACGGAUUGCUGACAUUGUACGGAGAUUCCAGCGUGAAGCAGGUUUCGCCCAUCUUGGGGAAUGUUUGCUUUGCGAGCUCGCUGUACGGGAUUUGCUUUACGCUGAAGUCGUUCGCCCGACUCUACGCCGACACGUACGAUGGGGUCAAUCCGGUUGAGUUUGCGCGCCGGCUGUGGGGAGAUAUGUACUUCCACAACAAAUCGCGUAAGUUCACCAAGAAGCCGCCGCACAGUUCGGCCCACCGUAGCUUCGUGGAGUUCAUCCUGGAGCCUUUGUACAAGUUGUUCGCCCAGGUGGUCGGCGACGUGGACACAACUCUGGCCGACACGCUGGCCGAGCUGAACAUUCGCGUCACCAAAGAGGAAAUGAAGUGCAACAUCCGUCCGCUGUUGCGUUUGAUCUGCAAUCGAUUCAUCGGGGACUUUUGCGGCUUUGUGGACAUGUGCGUGGAGCACAUCCAAUCGCCACUGGAUAACGCCCAGACGAAGAUCGAUCACAUCUAUACGGGAGUGAAGGAGAGCGGCAUCUAUCAGGACAUGAUGAACUGCGAUCAGAGUGCCCAGCUGAUGGUGCACACCUCGAAGAUGUAUCCAACGGAGGAUUGUACGUUCUUCCAGGUGCUGGGACGUGUCAUGAGUGGCACGUUGCAUGCCGGACAGGAAGUUCGAGUUCUGGGGGAGAAUUAUUCGCUGAUGGACGAGGAGGACUCUCGAACCUUGCAAGUGGGUCGUCUCUGGAUUUACGAGGCAAGGUAUAAAGUGGAAUUGAAUCGGGUGCCAGCGGGUAACUGGGUGCUUAUCGAAGGAAUCGAUCAGUGCAUUGUGAAGACCUCGACCAUCACGGAUGUCAAUAUGAACGAAGACGUGUUCAUCUUUAGGCCGCUGAAGUUCAACACUCAGAGUAUUAUCAAAAUAGCCGUGGAACCGGUCAAUCCUUCAGAGCUGCCAAAAAUGUUGGAUGGAUUACGAAAGGUGAACAAAUCGUACCCUCUGUUGUCCACCAAGGUCGAAGAAUCUGGAGAGCAUGUCAUUCUGGGAACUGGAGAACUAUACCUGGAUUGCGUGAUGCACGAUUUGCGCAAAAUGUACUCUGAAAUUGACAUCAAGGUCGCCGAUCCGGUGGUGGCCUUCUGCGAGAGUGUUGUAGAAACCAGUUCCUUGAAGUGCUUCGCCGAAACACCAAACAAAAAGAACAAGAUCACAAUGAUUGCCGAGCCUCUGGAGAAGGGUCUGGGCGAGGACAUCGAAAACGAAACCGUUUCCAUCGGUUGGAACAAGAAGAAGCUGGGAGAGUUCUUCCAGAUCAAUUACGAUUGGGAUUUGCUGGCUGCUCGAUCGAUUUGGGCCUUCGGGCCGGACAACACAGGUCCCAACAUCCUCGUGGAUGACACACUUCCGUUCGAAGUGGACAAAACUCUCCUUGGCUCGGUGAAAGAUUCAAUCAUCCAAGGUUUCCAGUGGGGUACCCGAGAAGGCCCCCUCUGCGAAGAACCCAUCCGAAAUGUCAAGUUCAAAAUCCUAGACGCAGUUAUCGCCCAGGAGCCGCUGCACCGAGGAGGCGGACAAAUUAUCCCAACAGCCAGACGAGUAGCCUAUUCCGCUUUCUUGUUGGCCACACCGCGCCUUUGCGAACCUUACCUAUUCGUAGAAGUACAAGCCCCCGCCGAUUGCGUUUCGUCAGUGUACUCCGUCCUGGCUCGAAGACGAGGUCACGUAACCCAAGAUGCCCCCGUGCCCGGAUCCCCCCUCUACACCAUCAAGGCAUUCAUUCCAGCGAUAGAUUCGUUCGGCUUCGAAACCGAUCUCCGAACGCACACCCAGGGGCAAGCCUUCUGUCUCUCAGUGUUCCACCACUGGCAGAUCGUUCCGGGCGAUCCGCUGGACAAGAGCAUCGUCAUUCGACCGCUGGAACCACAACCGGCCACGCAUUUGGCGCGAGAGUUCAUGAUCAAAACUCGCCGGAGGAAGGGAUUGUCCGAGGACGUUUCCAUCAACAAGUUCUUCGACGAUCCCAUGUUGCUGGAACUGGCCCGGCAAGAUGUCCUACUCAACUACCCCAUCUAAGAAGCGAAGAUCUUCAACCGAAAAAAUGGACGAACCUAAGCUGGAUGCUGUGAAUGCUGCAUAUGUCUUUUGCAAAGCAAUGUAUUAAAGCAAGUGUUAAUGAUUGAAUUUGAUUAAAUAAAAGCGGCACAAAUAAAUGUUUAGAAUCCAUAAAUUUA